GCACUGAGGCUCCCAGUUCUCGAGUUGUUCGGACGACCACUGUCCCUCAUGGCACUAAUUCAUGAACCUCGUGCCCCUUCACCCUCUCUCUCCGGCUUCAACUCACCCCUGUCUGAUCCCCCAUCCUUUCGGCGGCUCGAUGCCGAAACACCCUGCACCCCAGAAAUGGACUUGACCCCGACCCAAUGCGUCCUUCGCAACGUCCUUUCCAUAGAUACCGGGGGCGCCGUUGAGCCUGGGGGUGGAGGAGGAGAAGGGCAGACUACUGGGCAAAACCAGACACCGAGCGAGGAACAACAAGAACACUUUGCCAACAGUGUCCUGAAGCUCCACGAUCAUGAUGGGUGUCCUGGAAGGACGGAGGGAGAGGGGCAGGAGAUGGACAGCAGCGCGGUCAGGAGCCAGGCGGACGCUGCCAGGCUACAGUGCCAGUCUAACGGAGGGGGAGGAGGGUUUCUGGAGGGGUUGUUUGGGUGUCUGCGGCCUGUCUGGACAAUGAUUGGCAAAGCCUACUCCACAGAGCACAAACACAACCUGGAUGAGGCAUGGGAAGUCCCGUUUGAGGAGAUAUCGGACCUGCAGUGGGUGGGCAGUGGAGCCCAGGGUGCCGUCUUUCUUGGAAAACUGCACGGACAGGAAGUGGCUGUGAAGAAAGUGCGGAACAUCAAGGAGACAGACAUCAAGCACCUGCGCAAGCUCAAACACCCCAACAUCAUCACUUUCAAAGGUAUCUGUACCCAGGCUCCAUGUUACUGCAUCCUCAUGGAGUACUGCGCCCAAGGACAGCUAUAUGAGGUACUGAGAGCAGGCAGGAAGAUCACUCCAUCACUUCUGAUGGACUGGGCCAUGGGUAUCGCUGGUGGCAUGAACUAUCUUCACCUCCACAAGAUCAUCCAUAGAGACCUCAAGUCACCAAACAUGCUCAUCACCUAUGAUGAUGCAGUGAAGAUCUCUGAUUUUGGUACAUCCAAGGAGCUCAGUGACAAGAGUACCAAGAUGUCCUUUGCCGGUACGGUGGCCUGGAUGGCUCCUGAGGUCAUACGCAAUGAGCCUGUCUCAGAGAAGGUGGAUAUUUGGUCAUUUGGCGUCGUGCUGUGGGAGAUGCUGACAGGAGAGGUGCCCUAUAAGGAUGUGGAUUCCUCUGCUAUCAUCUGGGGAGUGGGCAACAACAGUCUGCAGCUGCCUGUACCUGAUAGCUGCCCCGACAGCUUCAAACUGCUCCUGAGGCAAUGCUGGAAUUGCAAGCCAAGAAACCGGCCUUCAUUCAGACAGAUUCUCCUCCAUCUGGACAUCGCCUCAGCGGACAUCUUAUCAACACCACAAGAAACGUACUUCCAAUCCCAGGCGGAGUGGAGGGACGAGGUCAGGCACCACUUUGAGAAGAUUAAGUCAGAGGGGACGUGUAUUCACAGGCUGGAUGAGGAGCUGAUCAAACGACGCAGAGAAGAACUGAGACAUGCACUGGACAUCCGGGAGCACUACGAGAGGAAACUGGAGAGAGCCAAUAAUCUGUACAUGGAGCUCAACGCUAUCAUGCUGCAGCUGGAGAUCAAAGAGAGAGAACUGCUCAAGAGGGAGCAGUCGCUGGACAAAAAGUACCCAAGCCUCUUCAAGCACCACAGUUCCAGACAAUCAGCCUCCUCCAACUCCAUGGAGAAACUCAUGAAGAAACGAAACGUACCUCAAAAACUGCCCUCCCACAGUAAGAGGCCAGACUUACUUAAGUCAGAGGUGAUCCUUCCCAAAUUGGACUCAUCCAUGACCCAGGUCACGAUACCCAACAAGGGCUCUACCUCCCCUGGCCGCUCACGCAGGGGAAAACCCCGCUACAGGAAAGCUGGCAAAGGCAGCACUGGGGACUUGGCUCAGCUGAAAGCCACCCUUUCCUCUUCUUUAGCAAUGAUUAACGCCACCUCAUCUGUUCCCAGCAGCAAGCAGCAUCUAGACCCCAGUGCAGCCCUCAGGGGUCUACAGCAUGACCUCCUGCUGAAAAAGAUGUCCUCUUCCAGCCCUGAUCUCAUUUCAACCACCUUGGAGGCUGAAGGCAGGAGGAAGGGCCAGGUAAGGCCGGGGCUGGACAGAGCAGGCAGUCAGAGUGCCUCAGCUGGGCUGGGGGAGAGUAGAAGGACUGGAGGGCCCGAAGAGGUCCCAGACGUGGGUGUAGGGCCUGAUGACCAAGCAGAAACACCUCCACGCAGUGACACGCCCAGCGAAGAUGCAGCAUCUAUUCCGUUCUCCAGUAGCCCCGACUCACCGUGUGGUCGGGGAGCGGCUGCAGGGAGGACGUCUGUUCUUGGGAACCCCCGUAUUCCUCAUGAUGGUGAGGAGAAGGAGGAUGGGACAGUGAUCACACGCUCACCCAGAAGUCAACGCCUCACUCCUGCAGCACUGCUCUACAGAGCAGCAGUCACACGCAGUCAGAGACGUGGAGUGUCAUCAGAAGAAGAAGAAGGAGAAGUGGACAGUGAAGUGGAGUUGCCAAGAAGACGGCGUCCUGUGAGCAUGUCCAAAUGUCAGUCCCUGUCAACCUUCAGCUCUGAGAACUUGUCCGUCUCCGAUGGCGAGGAGGGAAACACCACUGACCACUCCCACAGUGGCACACCCGAUGUGGUCAGCACCAACACUGAUGAGCGUCUGGAUGACAAGAGCGACGACCUGCUAUCUCAGGGCUCCGAGAUUCCCGCUGACCCAUCUGACCCAACCCAGCUGGGCUCUGAUGGCUUGUCUGAGAAGGAGGCUGCUCUGCGACAAGUCAAGACCCAGCUCUGUAGUAAUGACCGUAAUUAUGAGGGCCUGUAUGAUGACUCUGAUUGUGACAGCACUGAGCUGGACCAUUCAGGCAGUGCGGAGCCCAGCCAACCUCCAACCAACUGGUGA
This is a messenger RNA of Scomber scombrus (Atlantic mackerel), 2877 nucleotides long. Its product is annotated as mitogen-activated protein kinase kinase kinase 12-like. NCBI's taxonomy places the organism in Eukaryota, Metazoa, Chordata, Actinopteri, Scombriformes, Scombridae. Gene Ontology annotation, molecular function: ATP binding; JUN kinase kinase kinase activity. The coding region runs from base 49 to 2877 and encodes 942 amino acids. The transcript is spliced from 14 exons. The record is from RefSeq and is a predicted model, not a curated record. Gene Ontology annotation, biological process: protein autophosphorylation; JNK cascade.